GAAGGUUGUAGUCCUGCGCGUUGCAGGGUUUUUGCCUAGUUCGGAGUGGUCGCGCCCCUUUUGACAGCAGCGACCCCACAGCGAGGCUUCCCGGGCGCCCUCACGUCCUCGGUGAUUAUAAAGUGCUGAUCUUUUGCCACUGAACAUAAUUGAAACAGAAACCAGGAAGAUGGCAGCAAACUCUUCAGGACAAGGUUUUCAAAACAAGAAUAGAGUUGCAAUCUUGGCAGAACUGGACAAAGAGAAAAGAAAAUUACUUAUGCAGAACCAGUCUUCAACAAAUCAUCCUGGAGCUAGCAUUGCACUCUCUAGGCCUGCUCUGAAUAAGGACUUCCGGGACCAUGCUGAGCAGCAGCACAUCGCAGCCCAACAGAAGGCAGCUUUGCAGCAUGCCCAUGCACAUUCAUCUGGAUACUUCAUAACUCAAGACUCUGCAUUUGGGAAUCUUAUUCUUCCUGUUUUACCUCGCCUUGACCCAGAAUGAAGAAAACACCUGUGAUAAAAGUGACUUUGUAAUAGCAAAUGCCAAAGCUGCUCUCCUUCAGCACUGUACAAAGUGUGACUUUCAGAACCUUGGUGAACUUACAUUUUUUUUGCUUCUUUAAAAGAAAGGAGUAUGUAAGUGAAAGCCAAAAGAAGGGGAACCAGAAUGAUGAGACUUUUCAAAGAUCUGUCAUCUGAGGAAUUGAUUAUGCUGCCUGUGACUGUAACUCUUUUGUUAAUGCCAUUUGAUUUUUUUACUCUAAAUCAGACUCUGAAUUGGAUAGUCACAGAAAAUGAACUCCUAUAUCCUAACAAAUUGGACUGAAUAUACCAUGUUUGCAAUAGACUUUGAAGAACCAGAAAUGAGGGUGCUUUUUAAAAUGCAAACCAAUAGGCUUAAAUAAAUUACACUCAUAUUUGCAGUUCAUAGGAUUAAUAUCAGUGUAUCUUUUAGGUUUAGAGUCAUAUCAUCCAGAAAUAUUUGUUGUGAACUCAUAACUAAUUCCAUUAUUCUCAGUUUUAACAGAAAACCCAGUAUAUGGCUAAAUUACCAACCAGUCUUAAGCAUCCUGUAUAAAUAGUGACUAAAUGCUAUUAAAAACAAUUAUAAGUAAUGUGGUAGCUUUAAAUCUGUACACAGUAGUGUGCCUAUGUGGUGCUAUUGCCCUUUUGUUUUUUGUUUUGGAGACAAGCUCUCCCUAGAUAGCCCAGGCUGGCCUAGAAUUCUGUGUAGCUGUGUAGGCUGGCCUUGAACUCAUGGUCAUCCUGCUUCCACCUCUGUAGUGCUAGGAUAACAGAGGUACAUUACCAUGCCUUAGCUCUUUAUUGUCCAAUUUCUCUAUCUAAUUAAAAAUUUAAAAUUAUGUACGUCGAGCCCCUUUUUAGUUACUUAACUAGGAAGCAGUUCGGCUAAGCAUGUCGCUCUGCAUGGGCCUGCCUUUGACAGAGUCAGGCGUACGCGUUUAAAUGUGCAAGCCUGCUACCCUACCCUAGUGCUACAGAAUGAGGGUCCGAGUCAAAAUAAAGUGUAACAUAUAUCUUACACAACGUUUUCAUGAUUACAAUUAUACUUUAUAUUA
This is a messenger RNA of Castor canadensis (American beaver), 1562 nucleotides long. RefSeq names its product INTS3 and NABP interacting protein (gene Inip). NCBI's taxonomy places the organism in Eukaryota, Metazoa, Chordata, Mammalia, Rodentia, Castoridae. Gene Ontology annotation, cellular component: SOSS complex; nucleus; nucleoplasm. Gene Ontology annotation, biological process: DNA repair. The record is from RefSeq and is a predicted model, not a curated record.